GAAUACCUACUUAAUCUCCCACAGCCGGAAAAAACCCCAAACUCAAAAACACAGAAGAGAGAGUUUUAGCGAGCGAGCGAGCGAGAGAGAGAGGCAGAGAAACCAUGGAGCAACAUCACGAAGACCACGAGCAUGAAGAACACGAACAAGGUGAGCAUGAAGUUUACGGAGGUGAAAUACCAGAUGAAGGAGAGAUGGAUGCUGAUAUUGAAAUGUCUAGGGUUGACGACGAUGAUAAUGAUCCUAAUUCCAAGGAGAACUUGGAAGAGAUGAAGAAAAGACUGAAAGAGAUCGAAGAUGAAGCUGGUGCACUUCGUGAGAUGCAAGCUAAAGUUGAGAAAGAGAUGGGUUCUGUUCAAGAUCCCAAUGGUGCUGGCGCUACCCAAGCUGAAAAAGAAGAAGUUGAUUCCCGCUCAAUAUAUGUUGGUAAUGUGGACUAUGCGUGUACCCCUGAGGAAGUGCAGCAGCAUUUUCAAUCAUGUGGAACAGUAAACAGAGUGACUAUUUUGACAGACAAGUUUGGACAGCCUAAAGGAUUUGCUUAUGUCGAGUUUGUCGAGGUUGAUGCUGUCCAAAAUGCUCUGCUUUUAAAUGAAUCAGAGUUGCAUGGGCGUCAACUGAAGGUAUCAGCUAAGCGAACCAAUGUACCCGGAAUGAAGCAAUUUCGGGGUAGACGGCCAGGCAAUCCUUAUCUAGGUUUUCGAGGACGGAGACCUUUCCCAGCAGCAGCCCCAUUCUUUCCAUCUCCUUACGGAUAUGGCAAAGCUCCAAGGUUCAGGCGCCCAAUGAGGUAUAGGCCGUACUUUUGAUGGCUCAAUCCCAUCACACCUUCAAUCCCCUUGCCAUGGUCGCAGAAGUGAUGAGACUGAUGGUUUGCUGGCUAAUGUAUGUUGUCUCUUCACUCAAGAAGAGGGGAUUGCUUUGUAUAAUCUGAAGCAAGGGAAGCCCACUUCCCAAAGAAAAGCUUGUAUUAUUUUUCUUCUUCCGGUUGAAGACCAACUUGAUUGUCCAAAAAAAAUUUUUUUUUUCAAAAGAUUCUGCAAGAUAUUUGGAGUCAUUAUGUCUGUCCCUGCCACUAGUAAGUUCCUGUAUGGCUUUAAGUUUAAAAGUAGAGAUGGUGGGUUUCUUUAUGUUAGAACGUAAUACAGUAGAGAGAAGAGAUGGAAGAUCCCAUAUAAGCAGGUUUUCUAAUCUCUGUUUAAUGGAUGGAUUUCUAAUUUAUUCUCAUGUUACGAAGUAGAAAAAAGAUUGCUGCAAGAUUGUAGGUUUUGUGAUUGUAAGGAAGUAUUGCAUGUUACUCUAUCAGUCGGACGUUUUUGGGUUU
This is a messenger RNA of Papaver somniferum (opium poppy), 1324 nucleotides long. RefSeq names its product polyadenylate-binding protein 2-like. NCBI's taxonomy places the organism in Eukaryota, Viridiplantae, Streptophyta, Magnoliopsida, Ranunculales, Papaveraceae. The transcript has 6 exons. Gene Ontology annotation, molecular function: RNA binding. The coding region runs from base 105 to 809 and encodes 234 amino acids. The record is from RefSeq and is a predicted model, not a curated record.